Messenger RNA from Bemisia tabaci, 4975 nucleotides. NCBI's taxonomy places the organism in Eukaryota, Metazoa, Arthropoda, Insecta, Hemiptera, Aleyrodidae. The record is from RefSeq and is a predicted model, not a curated record.
AUCCGCCUUGGUUUUGUAUUAUACGUCAAUGGUAUUAGUGAGUGGAAAAAGAAGUUAUUCAAGUAGUUCCUCCGUUAAAAAAUUACAAUUUUUCUGCAGUCAAUGUAUAUCAACGCUUCCAUAAGUAUUAUGGUCAGAACUUAAUAAGUGUUAUAGAGACACUUUUUAACAUCCGACUCAUCGGCCCGUCCGUGCCGGCCGAAGCCUACCGUAGGACCGUGGGUAUUUAGCCGCAUCAGAUUCUGAUUUCAUUCAAGAAUUUUAUCAACCAAACCUUCCUUCCGCAGCAAGUUGUCAUCUUGCUUGUGAACAAAUAGGUGAACAUUCCUCUGCUGCCACCAUGUCAUCAUCCGCUUUUAAAAGUUUUUUGCACAGUUGGUGCAUUAAACAGAACAAAGGAGAUCCAAAUUUUGAUACUCGACAAACAGGACCAAAGCAUCGUUUAAGAUUUUUGUGUGAAGUCAGGGUGGAUGGAUUUCCGUAUGUUGGAGUUGGUAAUUCCAGCAAUAAAAAAGAUGCCAUGAUGAACAGUGCAAAAGAUUUUGUACAGUAUCUUUUGCGUCAGAAUCACAUUUCUGCUGCUGAUCUUCCAGCCGAGGCUGCUGCUGGUUUGCCUGGUGUCGGAGGUGGAUCCUCAGAUCAUGGGAGCGGUUUUGGUAAUAAUGAAGGAGGAGGUGGUAUGUCUCUCGGUCUCUCGUCUCGUCCUGUUUUCCAGCCUGGUUCUGGUCCUAGCAGCUUUGGAGAAGCCUAUAGACCUGUGGCACAAGAAGGGCGUGAAUCAAGAACUUAUUUUGAUGUUAUGGCUGAUCAGAAGAAGGUUGAGGAGGCUGAAGAUCUGGAUGUGAAUGCUGGGAUCCAUGGAAACUGGACUAUCGAAAAUGCAAAGUCCAAGCUCCACAUGUUCAUGAAUCAAAACAAGAUUAAAAGUGACUACAAGUACUCAGUUGUUGGUGCUCCUCACAAUUUGAGUUUUUCUUGCGAGAUGUCCAUUUAUGUGAGACAGCUUAAUCGAACGAUCACCGGCCGUGAAACUGGGUCUAACAAACAGACAGCUUCAAAGAAUGUGGCAUUAUCAAUUGUCCGCCAGUUGUAUCACUUGGGAGUCAUUGAAGCUUUCAGUGGCUCAAUCAAACCUAAAACAGCAACUCAAAUGGCACCGUUUGAAGUCCGACUUGCCCCUGAACUUGAGCGAGAAGUUUUUGAUGUUCUCGAUGCUCUUGAAAUCAAGCCCAAUCCCAUUAAGCAGGAAUCAAAUGAACCUGUCUCCCUUGUCUCUGAUUGUGUCCUCGAAGAAUUUGUUGCAACCAAACCACAACCUGCAGGAGUUGUUUCAUGGAGUCCUCCACAGCCAAACUGGAACCCAUGGCUGGGUUGUAAUAUUGAUGAAGGACCAUUGGCACAUGCCUCAAUGGAUCAGAUCAGUGAAGAUCUGUCAGUGGCAUUGAAAGAUAAAAUGCAAAAUGAUCAAAACUUACAACGCAUGUUGGAAUCAAGAAGCAAAUUGCCAAUUCACAAUUUCAGAACUAAAUUGAUGGAUGCAAUCAAUGAUAAUCCUGUCGUCAUCAUUCAAGGAAACACUGGUUGUGGAAAAACCACUCAAGUCUGUCAGUUCAUUCUAGACGAUUACAUUCUGUCCGGUCAAGGCGCCUAUUGUAAUAUUGUGGUUACUCAACCGCGUCGUAUUUCCGCCAUUUCUGUCGCAGAUAGAGUGGCAAAUGAAAGGGGAGAAGAGCUUGGAGUCAGCUCUGGUUACAGCGUCAGAUUUGAGUCUUGCUUGCCUCGUCCAUAUGGAGGUGUUAUGUUUUGCACUGUUGGAGUGCUCUUACGGAAACUGGAAGGUGGUCUUCGAGGAGUAUCACAUGUCAUCAUCGAUGAAAUCCAUGAAAGAGAUGUCAACUCAGACUUCAUAUUAGUCAUCCUAAGAGAUAUGAUCCAUACCUAUCCUGACAUGCGUGUUAUUCUUAUGUCUGCAACAAUUGAUACAACACUUUUCAGUGACUACUUCAACAACUGUCCUGUUAUUGAAGUUCCCGGCAGAACCUUCCCAGUCAAAGAAUUUUGGCUGGAAGAUUGCGUAGAGGAAUUAAAAUUUGUGCCUCCGCCAGAUACAAGAAAGAACAAAAAUAAGAAAAAAGACAAAGAUGAUGAAACUGCUCCUGCUGACCCAGAAGAUGAGAAGCUAAAUAAACUUGUUUCUAAUGAGUAUUCGGUAGAAACUCAGCGAUCAAUUGCCAAAAUGAGUGAGCGGGAGUUCAGCUUUGAGCUGAUUGAGGCAUUGCUGAAGUACAUUAAAAAUAUGAAUAUCGAUGGAGCAGUUUUGGUAUUUAUGCCUGGUUGGAAUGUUAUCUUUGCUUUGAUGAGACAUUUACUUCAACAUCCUCUUUUUGUCAAUAUUGACAAGGGAUUACCUUUUGACUAUCCUAAUUACAUCGCCCGGAAUCUUGAAGCGAGAUACUUUAACCUUUUUCCAUGGGUUCCAAGACCUCUGGAACUUGAAAUAAAGUCUGCUCUCUCCCAGUUUUCUUUUGUCGACCAUUUUAAAACACGAAUAUACCAGAUAUCUUCAGCUUUAGCUCAGAUUGAGCUGUCUCACUUCACAAUAAAAAAAGGUUUAGAUGUAUUUAAUACUGAUCUGAUGAGUGCUACUCAACAAAUGUACAAGUUAAUUGUACCAAAGAUUGAUGGUGGGCAGCAGUAUCGCGUUUUACCUUUGCAUUCUCAGCUUCCAAGAGAAGAUCAGCGGCGUGUAUUUGAACCUGUCCCUCCCAACGUCACUAAGAUAAUUCUCUCAACAAACAUUGCUGAAACUUCCAUAACGAUUGACGAUGUCGUGUUUGUAGUUGAUCUUUGCAAAUCAAAAAUGAAACUCUUCACAUCACACAAUAAUAUGACAACAUAUACAACUGUUUGGGCCUCAAAAACAAACUUGGAACAAAGGAAAGGCCGCGCUGGUCGGGUGAGGCCUGGAUACUGUUUUCAUCUGUGCACCAAGGCUCGUUAUGAAAAUUUGCCCAACCACAUGACUCCUGAAAUGUUCAGGACUCCACUUCACGAACUUGCUCUGUCAAUUAAACUGCUACGCCUCGGCGGUAUUGGACAUUUCCUCUCCAAGGCUAUUGAGCCCCCACCAAUCGAUGCUGUGAUUGAAGCUGAAGUCCUGUUAAGAGAAAUGAAAUGUUUGGACAAGAAUGAUGAGCUCACGCCACUUGGUCGUAUCCUCGCUAAGCUACCAUUAGACCCUCGUCUUGGGAAAAUGUUAAUCUUGGGAUCCAUUUUCUUCAUUGGUGAUGCCGCAACGACAAUAGCUGCUAGUUCCUCCAAUAUGUUAGACAUUUUUGAAGUCGAGCGAUAUUUAUCAUUCCAACAAAGAAAUAUGGCAGGAAAUCGAUACUCUGAUCAUGUGGCCAGAUUAAAUGCAUUCCAACAGUGGGACAACGUACGUAACCGUCAUGGACCAACUGCAGAAGAAGGUUUUUGUGAACGCAAGCAGCUCUCUCUACCCAGUUUGCGAAUAAUGUCUGAAGCUAAGAAUCAGUUACGAGACUUGAUGAUCAACAUUGGAUUCCCAGAAGAAUCAUUCCUUCCAGAUCAUUAUGAUGUUUCUGGCGCAGAUCCGAAACUUGACAUGUUAAUUGCCCUCCUUUGUGUUGGACUCUACCCCAAUGUAUGUUUCCACAAAGAAAAAAGGAAAGUACUGACAACUGAAUCAAAGGAUGCCCUGAUGCACAAAACGUCUGUCAACUUCAGCAAACAAGAUAUCAAGUUUCCAUCACCCUUUUUCAUCUUUGAGGAAAAGAUUCGCACAAAAUGUGUCUCCUGCAAACAAACAUCAAUGGUAACACCCAUUCACUUACUCCUGUUUGGGUCUCGAAAAGUAGAAUAUAUUGAAAACACAAUUCGCCUGGAUAACUGGAUCAACCUAAAUAUCAAUCCAGAGAUUGCUGCAGCACUUGUUGCUCUUCGACCAGCCAUUGAAAGUUUAGUUGUACGAGCAUCCAAAGAACCUGAGUCUUUUGCAGAAGUCGGACCAUUGGAUGAGAAAGUCCUCAGUUUAGUGCGCAAUCUGUGCAAAGUUGACGCAGGCAGUUUUGGAAUUGACCAAGCAGGACUCACAGGUUUCCAACCAUUCAGGCAUCAGCAAAGAGAUGGAGCGCAUCUAGGAGAUGGUGGCCCUGCACAGAAAAUGAUGAAAUCUGAAGGAGAAGGUGGCAGUGGAUUUGGCGGAGGUGGCAGUGGAUUUGGUGGAGGUGGCAGAGGAUUCGGUGGAGGAUUCCGACGAGGAGGUUAUGGAGGUGGAUAUGGUGGUUAUGGAGGUCGUGGACGUGGUCGAGGUGGCGGCGGCUGGGGCAGCAGAGGUGGUUUCCGGAAUGGAGGAGGCUAUUAAUGUAUCUUCCUUGAAGCUGAUUCUCACAAAACUUUCUAAGAUUUCUCACCUUUUCAACAGCCUUUCUUAAGAAAGAUGCAGUUUAUUUUAUCACAUUUUAUGAUUAAUGUUCACACUUAUUAUUAAGUACAUUUAUUACUGUUUUUAAAACAGAAAGAAAGAAGGAACUUUUAUGACUGUUGGGUCCAAGUGAGAUCUUUCGUGAAUGAGGAAUAGUCUUUAUUGAAAUGGAUUGUGGUUAAGCUGACUGAUAGACAGGUUUCCCGGAGCAGAAGUGUAUGCACUCUUUAGAUAUGAAGAGGGUGAAUAUAUGUAUUAUUAUGUCAUCUUUGACACCUAUCUUUUUUUUAAUCCAGAGAAACUGGUGACUUGUAUGAUCUAAAGUGACAGCUGGUUUGAAACUAGGUACAUCAAAUUUGAUAUAUUUUACUAUUGCGAGUGCUGAUUAUGAAUAUGACUGACGUAAACCCAACGAUUAUAAAUUCCUGUAUCAAUUAAGAUGUGUCAGUAAUUUUUUUAUUUUAUCUUUGUGCUAGUUCGUAAUCAGUAUUCUUGUCUAAAUAAAGUAGUGAUGUUUUUUAAGUGGUGAAA